Molecule: messenger RNA, 3375 nt
Organism: Orussus abietinus
Lineage: Eukaryota; Metazoa; Arthropoda; Insecta; Hymenoptera; Orussidae
Product: transmembrane protein 115
Exons: 5
Coding region: 320-1411 (363 amino acids)
Biological process (GO): retrograde vesicle-mediated transport, Golgi to endoplasmic reticulum
Cellular component (GO): Golgi apparatus; membrane
Source: RefSeq, a predicted model, not a curated record
GGUACGAUAGAAAGCUGCCAUGCGCAAGCGGUACAUACGAAUGCAGAAACAUUCUCGACUCAAAAUAAGAAAACGGUGUCACAAAAGUCGUGCCUGAUUCCGGCUUAAAGAUAUAGAAAUUCCAGGAACAGAAGUUAAUCGGUGAAGUCAGCUCCAUUUAUGAAAGAUUUCCUGAAACGGGCCGUCAAGAGUUUUGGGUGGCACGCGUCCGCGGCUCUGUGUGCUCGCGCGGUGCUGGGGAUGCGCUCGUGGCGAACGUCAGGUGACAGCACAGGUUAACUCUUGAGUUGAAAGAGGUUAAGGAGCUUUUUCCGUGGUGAUGACAGCGAUCAAGGGCUUGGGGAGGAACAUACCCUAUCUCCGUCAACAGUUCGCAGCCUUCCUAGGAAACAUGAGCAAUAGCGUAAAAUUCAUUUGCAUCGUCGUACUCAUCUCGUAUUGCCUCUCCUUCUCGGAGGAUGCUGUGAAGGCGCUGAGCGUAACGCCAGGUUAUCUGUUGCCUCCCGCGUUCUGGAUAUGGACUGCCUUUACCUUCUGCUUCCUGGAGAUGCACUUCUGGGAGGUGUGCGUCGACAUCAUCACCAUGGGGCUCUGCAGCAAGCUGAUAGAACCCCUCUGGGGAGCUCUGGAAAUGAUGACUUUCUUCGCCAUUGUAAAUGUUGGAGUUGCGGUGCAGUCCGCAUUGUUUUACCUUUUUCUUUACAUGUGCACCAGUGAUACCGAUUUGCUGUUCGAUGUACAUAUUCACGGACUUGCAGGCUAUAUCGCAGGAGUAACCGUGGCUGUGAAACAAAUUAUGCCAGAUCAUAUUUUAAUUAAAACUCCUAUGGGAAAAAUCACAAAUCGGAACAUUCCUCUUAUAAUAUGGAUGGUUGGGUUGUCACUUUGGCUACUGGGACUAUUGGAAGGCACGUACCCAACCAUGUUUCUCAGUGGUUUACUAGUAUCAUGGAUCUACUUGAGAUUUUAUCAAAGGCAUAGUAAUGGUACUAGAGGGGAUAUGGCAGACAAUUUCACAUUUGCAAGUUUCUUUCCAAAUGUUUUACAACCGCCGAUCGCAGUUGUCAGCAACACGAUCCAUGGAUUUUUCGUCCGUAUGGGAAUUUGUAAGAAGGUGGUUCGACGGUUUGACAUGUCCAAUGCACCUCCGGGUCUUGUCAUUAACUUGCCUGGUAUCGAUCCUCAUGACAGUGAAAGACGCCGGCAAAUUGCAUUGAAAGCUUUAAGUGAACGAUUAAGCAAAGACCACACAAAGUCGUGGCAACAAGAUAGAAGUAAGAAACAUUCUCCUGUACCUCCAGCAGUUUCGAUACCAAUUCCCGAAUCGACUGCUCCAAAACCACUUGCCUCUCCUCUUAUUCCCCAAAUCAAUGUCAACAUUCACAGUCAUCCAUCCACUUCGGCAACGUGAUCCUCUUAAAGAAACUGAUUUCAACGAGUCUAUGCUUUAGAUCGCCAAGAAACUUCUAGGUAUAUUUGCGUACGUAAAACGGGUAUCAGUACGGAAAUAUUGGAGGAAAUGACUGAACCCUAAGACUACGUAUCUUUAUGCGCAAAUACAUUUUUAUUUACUUAUUCCUGUUGAAAAAGUUGAAAAUAUCUAAUUCAAUGUGAGUUACAUUAGAUCAUAAAACAAUGAAUUUUAUGUGUUGAAUAUUAAUAUUAACAGGUAAUUGUGCUUCUUUUGAGAUAUGUAAUGAAAGGUUGUCAAAAUUACUUUGACAGUUUAAAAAUGUGUCGGUUAAAUCGUUAUGAGAAACAAAACCCAAUCUAAUUAUCUAUUUUAUCACAUUUAUUAAGAUUAAAUAGAACAACACAUUUUUUUUAAUGGAUGUGAUCAAGUAUAUUCUGGUAACGAAUACUAAAUAUAUAAUUUUGAUUGUUAUGGUUGUCAGGAGAAUUUAGUGUUAUAACAGUCACUGAAAGCAGACAGCCAAAAAAAUGUUAAUUUCCUAUGGAAUAUCAUUGCUUUUUAAGUAUUACAACUUAUAGAAACAAAUUUCCAAAUUUAUAGGCUACGGCAGAUCUCGGACAAAACUGAUUAACACUUUUUUCUGACGUUGAUUUUGAAAUAGGCUUUUGUAAGUUUUGCAAGGAAUUUGAUGAUUCAAUAUGAAGUUGCAGAUAUAUUGAAAUCAGUUCCUUUACGUUAGUCUAGAGUAACGUUUCAGUACUCACAACUCAUUCGUAUAUUAAUCCAUUGUAGAAAUACAUUUCUAGACACAUUACACUGCUUAUUACAUUCUACCAAUUUCAUUUCAAUCAUUUUCUAUCACAAAAUACUUCACUUUAUAUUUGUUGAUUUCAUUUACAUCUAAUUAAAAAAAAAAAAACUGCUAUUUACUAUAUUGUUACGCUUUAUAGAUUUUCUGUACAUAUUAAAGUAGAAAACAGAAACGGUGUGCAAGAGUAUAAUGGUAGUCUCAGUGCUUCUUUCAAGACUGUGGCAUAACAAAUAUUGAUAUUUUUGUACGCAUUUGCAAUUAAUAAUAGAAGAGUAUCUUUAAUAUUUCCGUUGUGAACUUAUUGUCAUGAAAUAAAUUAUGCAAUCAACGUUUAUAUGAAGAUAAUAAAAGUGAAAAUUAUACUUUACAGUACGUUAAAUAUAUCACCUAGGCCAUAUACAAUUUCCAACGAAUUCAUCUUUCAUUGCAAUACAAUGACAACAAUUGUACGAAUAAGUUGUGUGUACAAUGAAGUGUGAUGUUAAAUGAGAAGGGAACAAGCUAUCGUAGAAGAAACAGCGAGUGACGUAUCGUAAACAUACAUGUGUGAUGAAUUGAGAUGAAAAACUAUUUUUAUGUAUAGUAUGAGAAAAUUCUUCAAAUAUUUAACUGUUUAAGCUGGAUCAUCUUGGCCUGGUACUUAAACAACACUUAACAACGUAUCUAGAAAUUUUGUAACUGAACGAGAUUUCUUAGUCGAUUACUGUUUUAGUACCAGUGUAAAAUGAACUACAGAGUUGGAAUGUGUAAGGCUAAGAUUUGCGUGUGAAUAAAUCGAAACCGUCAGUGAUAUACCGUCGGAAUCUGGCGUAGUAUUAAGAACAAUGGUAUAUUUAAGUGUUAAAAUAUAAUUCACUUUGUAAAUACAACGCAAGUGGUUAGAAUGUACGAUAUUAAAUUAUAUUGCCAAACCAAUACAUUCUAAUCUUUAAUCUCGUAUACUGCUAAGAACGAAUUUUUUAGAAAAGUGAUGCCACGAUGUGGUAGAAAAUGAUACUUUAUUAUUUGUAUAAACCGUAUUGAUGUUAAUAAACUUGUAAGUUUUACUAUAAAUUCUACAAACGUGAAACGUUUCCAAAGAAGAUAAAAAGAAUAAUAUGUAUACUGUAACACUGUACAUUUACAUAUUCAAAUAUAAUGUUGGGUAGUA